CUCCAGUCCCCCACCAGAGAAUCAUUUCCUUCCGGCGCUGCACCGUGCAUCACCGUCGGUAUUUUUCAAUGAGUCUUCGGUAGCAAUUGUGACGGCUCUAGAGAUAGUGAGAGAAUCUCUAGACGCUAAAUUCCAUCAAACGCAUCGCCUUUCCAGCACCGUCAUCAUGUUGGUGACAAAACCAGCCGCAGAACUAUGCGCUUUGCUAAUUGACGAACUCCAUGGCGAACUUCCUUCCCGGAUCUUCGCGAUCCUCCUCAGCAAAGGCCGUUCGACCGUCCCCCAGCUCGCCCAGUACACAUCAAUGACCCCGCGGCAGGUGCGCCAUGGUCUCGCUGUUCUUCAGCAGCACAACCUGUUGUUUUACCAUACCGAUCCCGGCGCCGAAUUUGCCUCCUACGAGGCCAACCCCGACAAUGCCUACAACCUAGUCCGCACGGGCAAAAUCCUCGAGAUGAUUGAUACGUCAUUUGGAGCGCCGGCAAAGGAUGUCAUGCAGAGCCUCCUGCUGUCGGGCCAAACGAGGGUAUCGGAUUUGGUCGCUGCAUACAAAGAGAAGCUUGGGCAUGGGAACCAAACAGAGAGUGCCGUUGGGGAUGACCCCGAUUUUGGGGUCGAGGCGAACGGCGUCAACGGAGAUUCAAAGCCCGACAAGAAGGCCGGGCCAUUGGUUAAGAGCACCGCCCAUUUGAACACCAUCAUAUGUCGGCUGGUGGAAGCCGAAUUGAUCGAUGUGGUUCAUGCCAAAACCUUUGAGAGCUCGGAAGAUGUUCUGAAGACCGUUGAGAGAGAAGUCAUGCACAAGUAUUUCCCUACCGGGGUCAAGGGAAACAAAGCCAAGCAGGAGCUGCAGGAGAGGAUCGCCGAGGGCCUCCGUAAAGUUCGCGGCGAGUCCAAGUCGCUCAAGCGCAAGCUGGAGCAGAAUGGCUCGGCGGCAAAGCGACGGAAGCUUCUUGCCGGGAUUGGCAUGGCGAAUGGCAUCCAGGACGAGGAUAUGGACCCUGCUCUAGACCCAAGACAAGUCAUCAGGAUAAACUACGAGAAGUGCCUGGUCGAUCUGCGCAACCGUCGGCUUGUCCAGUACGCAACCGACAUGAUUGGAGAGACCACGGCAUAUGUGUACGGCGUCCUGCUAAAGCUUCUUACCAAGGACCUGCCCCGCUGCCGUGCGGAUCCUGUGAUGGAUGCCGUGGCAGAGAAGGACGAAGAAGACGAAAAGGGCCCGGGGUCUGUGACUACCGAACAGAUUCUCGACAGUCUCAAGACAUCCGUCGACCUCUCGCUAGGGAUAGGAAAAGCAGAGAGACGGCAGGUGUCUUCGACGGCCGCGGAGAAGAUCGAGCUAUACCCACCAAAGAAGAGGGUAUUGAUCGAGGAGGCGGAAGUGGAUGGCGAGGCUAGCGCGGACGAGGAUGAGGGAGAUGAUGAGUCCAGCGAGGAAUCAGACUAUGACUCGGAUUACAAAGCUCCGACUACAAACGGAACCAACGGUAUCAAUGGCACCAACGGCACGAACGGUACGAAGGUCAAAUUCGACGAGUCGGCAGCGCCCAAGGAGCGCCGGAUGGAUCGACCAACCCAGUUGCGGCAGCAUCUACUUAUGCUAGCCGAAAGCACCCAGCAUUUCGUGCGACACUGCGGGCCGAACGAGUGGACAGUUGAUUUCGUCCCCGUGAUGAAAUCGCUUCGCGAGGUCGAGCUCGACUCGGUAAUUGAGCGCACAUGCGGCCGGCAAGGCCUCCGGCUAGUGCGUAUCCUCCGCGCCAAAGGAAAGCUCGACGAGAAAGCACUCCCCAACGUGGCACUCAUGCGCAAGCCGGAACUACAGCAGAAGAUGCUCGAGAUGCAGACGGCCGGCUUCGUCUCAGUGCAGGAAGUGCCGCGCGACCUAAAGGCCGACGUCAAGAAGUCCUUCUUCCUCUGGUUCUGCGACGUCGACCGCUCGCUCAGUCGCCUCCUAGACACCGGCUACGUCACUAUGGUGCACUGCCUCCAGGUGCUGGAGGCGCUGCGACGGAAGGAACAGGACGUCCUCGAAACGACCAAGCGCACCGAUGUCCGGGGCCGUGAGAAGGACACGAUGCGCAAGUCAUACUAUGAGCGGUAUUCCAGGUUCCUGGAGUGCGAGCGGAAGCUGUUCGCGCAGGUUAUGCGCGUGGAUGAUCUCGUUUCGGUGCUGCGAGACUUUUAAAGGGGUCGAGAUGGGGAGGCAUCUCUCCGUCCGUGAAUCCGAUGGAGGCGAUUUCGUCUCUGUCCGAUAAUUUCUAGGUGCCCGGUUCAUGGACACAAGAUCAUCACAUUGCAUUGGCGGCGUAGCUGGCUUGAAUGGGGAACAAAAUGUAGGAAUCUUGAUUGCAUUUGGCAGGCGUUUCAUGGAGGGUGCUUAAACCACUUCCUGAGGCAAUGUCCCAGGGCUCAACAUGUCCUUUCGAGGUGGGAGAGAGAAAUGGACCACUUUCCGAGGAAGCCGGUUGUUUUGCUAUGUUGUAUCAUUGUACCGGAUAGAAAUUGGAUGAUGAAUCUAGCUGUUCAUCCC
Messenger RNA from Chaetomium fimeti, 2536 nucleotides. Its product is annotated as RNA polymerase III subunit RPC82-domain-containing protein. Gene Ontology annotation, biological process: DNA-templated transcription. Gene Ontology annotation, cellular component: RNA polymerase III complex. The coding region runs from base 167 to 2191 and encodes 674 amino acids. The transcript is spliced from 4 exons. The record is from RefSeq and is a predicted model, not a curated record. NCBI's taxonomy places the organism in Eukaryota, Fungi, Ascomycota, Sordariomycetes, Sordariales, Chaetomiaceae. Gene Ontology annotation, molecular function: single-stranded DNA binding.